Scomber scombrus (Atlantic mackerel) is the source of this 1036-nucleotide messenger RNA. RefSeq names its product dehydrogenase/reductase (SDR family) X-linked (gene dhrsx). Gene Ontology annotation, molecular function: oxidoreductase activity. The record is from RefSeq and is a predicted model, not a curated record. NCBI's taxonomy places the organism in Eukaryota, Metazoa, Chordata, Actinopteri, Scombriformes, Scombridae. Bases 20 to 988 code for a protein of 322 amino acids. The transcript has 7 exons.
UCAACUCGGAAGCAGAAGGAUGUGGCUGAUGGCAGUGUUAGUUCCUCUUUUGAAACUGUAUCUAUGCGGAAUCAAAGUUCUUAUCUAUCAGAUAUUCAACAGAUCUUUUACGCUACCAGUCUUACCCAAGCAAAAUGGAAGGGUUGCCAUUGUGACUGGGGGUACCCGAGGAAUGGGUUUUGAGACAGCGAGACACCUGGCAAGCCUGGGCAUGCAUGUUAUCCUAGCUGGGAACGAGAGAGAAGAGGGCAGAGCAGCCGUCAGGAAGAUUGAAGAAGAAGGCGGCAAUGGGAAAGCUGAGUUUGUCUUCGUGGAUCUGACCUCGCUGAAAUCUGUGCGACACUUUGUCCAAAUAUUCAAAGCCCGAGGUCUCCCUCUCCAUGUUCUGGUUAACAACGCGGGGACCAUGCUGGUUCCUGAGAGACAGACAGAGGACGGCUUUGAGUUCCACUUUUGUCUCAACUACCUCGGCCACUUCCUGCUGACCAACCUGCUGCUGGACACGCUGAAGAAGUCAGGACGACAUGGCUGCUGCUCCCGCAUCGUCAACAUGUCCUCUGCAACGCACUACGCUGGAGUUAUACAAAUGGAUGACUUAAACAGGAGGAACUGCUACAGUUCCCACGGUGCCUACUCCCAAAGCAAGCUGGCUCUGGUCCUCUUUACCUACCACCUGCAGGAGCAGCUGACAGCCGGCGGCUUCCCGGUGAUCGUCAACGCUGUGGACCCCGGAAUGGUGGACACUGCGCUGUACGACAACCUGUGGACCCUUGCUCAGCUGCUCAAGAAGCCCGUGGCCAAAAUAAUAUUCAGGACUCCAGCAGAGGGAGCCUCCAUAUCUGUCUACGCUGCAGCUGCCUCUGAGAUGGAGGGGGUGGGUGGCUGUUACCUGUACAACGGCGAGAAGACAAAGUCCUCCGAUAGCUCCUACGACUCUGAGCUACAAGCUGAGAUGUGGAAAAAGAGCUGUAAACUUGCAGGUAUUUAGAGAGCCUGACCCUCACAGGUGGAAUAGUUCCAUACCUCCACACCUUUU